This is a messenger RNA of Talpa occidentalis (Iberian mole), 2487 nucleotides long. RefSeq names its product V-set and transmembrane domain containing 1 (gene VSTM1). NCBI's taxonomy places the organism in Eukaryota, Metazoa, Chordata, Mammalia, Eulipotyphla, Talpidae. Bases 994 to 1722 code for a protein of 242 amino acids. Gene Ontology annotation, cellular component: plasma membrane. The transcript is spliced from 10 exons. The record is from RefSeq and is a predicted model, not a curated record.
CGGCGCCCCCGGGGAGGCCCCGAAUUAUUUCUUGAGCGCCCACUGUGUGCUGAACGUCUUGCUAGGGUUGACGAAGGGGAUCUUCCUGUCAGAUGUGGGGUUCGAACCCCGCUGUGAAACGGUUAAGGGAAGUUGCAGCAGAUGAGGGAUGGAGGCGCAGGGAGGAUGAAGAGCUUGCUGGGGCUGGAGUUGCGGGUUCUGUUGGAAAGUCGCGGGAGCAGCAGGGCGCAGGUGUGGCCCGGGAAUGCCCCCGGGUCUAGCCCCUUGGCCAGGAAAAGAAACAGUUUGAGGGGAAGGAAGGUAGUUUUGUUGGUUGACGCCUGGAAGAGGACAGCAGACUCUAGUGUCUGGGAAGAUCCCCCUCCAGGGUGUUUAUCCAGAGUUUCAGGGAGUAGAAGGGGGAGAGGCGGGGGUCGGCGUGGCCUUGCCAUUCUGUGUGAAGCCGGCGGGCUUUGGCCAGCAUCUAGUGGUCGCGAUUUUGAUGUUAUCUUUGUAGCAAAGCUCUUUUCCCUUGGCAUGUGAAAAAGCAGAGUUUAUUAAGCUUAUAGGGAAAAGAAAGGAAAUGGUGCAGCUUAUCUGGUGGGACAGAGACUCAGAGACUGUUGCUGCAUCAGGGGCAAGCAGGGCCUUUGGCCUCAGUUUGAGAAACAGCCUUGGCUUUCAGUUUCUCUCCAACAGAAACUCCAAGUGUAGACACGAGACGCAUCUUCAGGAUUAAAUAAAAAGCAGGACUUGAGAUGAGGUAGGAUGGAGCUCAGGGCGGGUGGAGCCACUCACCGGACCUGUGGGGAAGAUGUUGUCAUUGAUGGCUUCUGGUUUCCUGAGUCAGUUGUGAGGAGGAAAUAGUACACGAGGUGCUGUGGAGGUCAGUGUCAGGGCCAAAGCUCACCCAUACACCCGGGGCACAGUGGGCAGGGUGAACACCUUGGUGACCAUUCUUCCUUGGGACUGCAAACCAGAAGAGCAGCUAUUGGCCCAGGCAGAAGGGACGCUAUGGUCACGGAAUUCCUGUCCCUGCUCUGUCUUGGUGAGUGUCCAGGACCAGGACCCACAGACUUGACGGGGCUUUGUCUGGGCUAUGAAGAUGAGAAAAGGGAUGAGUUGCUUCCUCAGCCCUUCCUCAGCGUCUUGCCCAGCUCAGUGGUUGAACGCGGGAGCAACGUGACCCUGGCGUGUCAGUCUCGCUUCCAGAAUGUGACAUUCGUGCUAGGAAAGUUGCAGGACCCCGAGUACAAGCACGAGCAGAGAUCAGCGGGAAACUACACUGAAUUUCUCCUCACUCACCUGGAGCCUAAGGAUGCUGGGACGUACUUUUGUGCCUACAGGACAAUGACCUCCCGUGUGUGGUCAGAGGAGAGCAGGGGCCUACAGCUGGAGGUCACGGAUGACCGUGAAGGGCAUGUUGCGCCCUCAGCAAAAGCAGACCCCAGAAUCACCUUUGUCAUCACCUUCAGCUGCCUCUCCAUCUGCCUCCUCUUCCUCUCUGUCAUCUUCAUCUACCGCUGCACACAGGAGGGUUCAUCACAAGAGGAAUCCACUGAGAGAUCCAUCUGCUCUGAGUUUCCCGAGCAGGAAGUUGCUGAUUUACCCGAGCUGAAAAGGAUGUCUGCCUUGGAUGAAGACACCCAGGAAGUGACCUGUGCCCAUCAAAACACCAUGGCACCAUUGGGGGCAGCUUCUGAUCCACCAGGCUCUUGUGAAUGUGCAACACUGAAGGUGUAAGAAGUGAGAUUUACAUGUGUGGAUUUCAAGGUGGAAUUAAAUGUAUUAUUCUGAAAAAGAUCAUCAAGAUGGAAACUGAAGAGCAUAAGACACCAAGCCCGGGGUCCCCUGCAGGAAGUCCAGGUCCACCUGCACCAGCUGCCCACCCCUGGGGUGACCACACUCAUGUCCUGACUUCCACAAGAAGCACCCAGCGGUGGUGCAUCUGAAGGGGCAUCACCUGCAGUCCUCGGUUGACGGUUGACAAAGUCGCCCCUUAGCGUAGCAGGACAAAGAGGAAUAUCUGUCUGUUCCUUUUGCCCCCAAAGUCAUUCUCUUUAAAACUCGGGAACUCUUGGCAGCCAUCUGUUUCACCAUGUGGAAGAAGCAGGCCUUUAAUGAGAAACAUAAAGAUGACUCAGAGAGCAUCCGGCAAACCAGACUGAGCCUGAAUGCCUCCAGCUUUUGUUUUCUCGGCAGUAAUUGCUUCAGCAUCCUUUUCCUCCUCGAAGCUUUCUGGUUCAGUCCUUCUCAAAAACUUCCGAGCCGCAAGCCAGAAACAAAACACGCAUGCACAAAACCCCCCAAAAGUUCUUUGAGUCUAAUGAGCCUGAGAAGGAAUUUUCUUUUGAUCAAAGAGUCUUGACAACUUAUAUGAAACUCGAUCACCCCAGUGGAGACCAUGUAUGGCCAUCCUCUCUGGUGUUCUUCCUCUGAUAUUUUUAUUGUAUGCUUUUAUUGAAGUACCGUUGCAUUAUCAUCUUUUAAUUACCUAAUAAAUUUAAC